AUGGAGCCCCUCUGGAAGCUUUUGUAUUUGCUGGAGCCUGCACCUAUUUCUCUAAUUGUAACAGCAGUAGGUGUGACUUUUGGAUCUGCAUUUCGCGCUCUUAAUUAUGGGAAAGAAAUGGAGAGAAAUCGUGAUUUAUCAGAAACAUCAAUUACAUUAGAUAGGUCCCAAGCUCUCAUGAUCCCAGUAAUGAGCUCUAUAAGCUUGCUUUUGAUGUUCUACCUGUUCUCUUCUGUCUCACAACUCCUCACUGUAUUCACAGCCAUUGCCUCUGUAUCCUCCCUAUUUUUCUGCCUAUCUCCUUAUGUAGCCUAUUUGAAGUCACAAUUUGGUUUUGCUGACCCGUACGUGUCAAGGUGUUGUUCCAAGUCAUUUACACGAAUCCAAGGGCUGUUACUGUUCUUAUGCAUUGGUACAGUUGUUGCUUGGCUUGUUACUGGCCAUUGGGUAUUGAACAAUUUGUUGGGCAUUUCCAUAUGCAUUGCAUUUGUGAGUCAUGUCCGUCUUCCGAACAUCAAAAUCUGUGCAAUGCUCCUCGUCUGCCUAUUCAUAUAUGACAUAUUCUGGGUUUUUUUCUCCGAGAGGUUUUUUGGGGCGAAUGUCAUGGUAUCAGUGGCAACACAACAAGCUUCAAACCCUGUUCACACCGUUGCAAAUAGUUUGAGUCUGCCUGGGCUGCAAAUGGUAACAAAGAAGUUGGAAUUGCCCGUGAAGAUUGUGUUUCCCAGGCACUUAUUGGGCGGACUGAUUCCUGGAGGAGCCAGAGACUUCAUGAUGCUUGGUCUCGGUGACAUGGCAAUUCCUGCUAUGCUUCUGGCAUUAGUCCUAUGUUUUGAUCAUCGAAGGAGCAGGGAUUCGAUAAACCUGUUAGAAAUGCAUUCCUCCAAGGGGCACAAAUAUAUUUGGUAUGCCCUUCCCGGAUAUGCCAUUGGACUAGUUACUGCUUUAGCAGCUGGCAUUCUGACCCACUCACCUCAACCUGCUCUUCUUUAUCUUGUGCCUUCUACGUUGGGACCAAUUGUUUUCAUAUCUUGGAUAAGGAAGGAACUAGCAGAGCUAUGGGAUGGACCCUUGCCAAACUCGAACGAUAAAGCUCACCAGAUAGAAGUAUGA
Prunus armeniaca (apricot) is the source of this 1113-nucleotide messenger RNA. Lineage: Eukaryota; Viridiplantae; Streptophyta; Magnoliopsida; Rosales; Rosaceae. The record is from the annotation of a GenBank genome assembly.